Messenger RNA from Melanotaenia boesemani (Boeseman's rainbowfish), 4539 nucleotides. RefSeq names its product protein kinase, cAMP-dependent, catalytic, beta a (gene prkacba). The record is from RefSeq and is a predicted model, not a curated record. Gene Ontology annotation, cellular component: nucleus; cAMP-dependent protein kinase complex. Gene Ontology annotation, molecular function: cAMP-dependent protein kinase activity; ATP binding. The transcript is spliced from 10 exons. NCBI's taxonomy places the organism in Eukaryota, Metazoa, Chordata, Actinopteri, Atheriniformes, Melanotaeniidae. Gene Ontology annotation, biological process: peptidyl-serine phosphorylation. The coding region runs from base 378 to 1520 and encodes 380 amino acids.
UAGCAUAGAGACAACUUCUCUGUCAGUUAGUCUGUGGGCGUUACAGUUCUCUUAUCAGUACUUUGAAUUCAACAUAGCUGUAUUGUCGUUUUUCCUUGACAUUAGGUGCUAUGCUUAUCUUGUAUACCUUUAUCAUAGCAUAUCAGUACUUGCCUAAUAGGCAGUCUUAAGCACUUUCAAAUGACACCACCCCAAAAAGCUGGACAUGCAUUUGGCUGCUGCUAUUUGAGCAGUGUGCUUGAACAGGAAGUUAACUUUAUGUGGUUAACCAACUAUUGCAGAGCAUUUGUAGGAAGUAGUAUCACGGGUGUCUAGGCUAAAAACGGUUACUUUGACUGUGUGCUUUCUCACUCACACACCAAGUUAUUUGCUUUAAAAUGGCCCAAGGAAAAGAUCAGUCUUUUGCCAGUCGUUUAAUCCACAAAUAUCUUAAAAGUGGACAGGAGCAAAAAGGACAAGAGAACGAGGGGCCUCACAUAUCUGAUUUCACCAUCAUGUGGGAUAAGUUGAUGAAAGAGUUCUUAGCUAAAGCCAAAGAAGAUUUUUUAAGAAAAUGGGAGUGUCCUCCACAGUGCACAACAGGCCUGGACGACUUUGACAGGUUCAAAACUCUGGGCACUGGAUCAUUCGGACGAGUAAUGCUUGUGAAACAUAAAGCUACAAACCAGUUCUACGCCAUGAAGAUCUUGGACAAACAAAAAGUGGUGAAGUUGAAGCAGAUAGAACACACACUAAAUGAAAAGAGAAUACUACAGGCUGUCUCCUUCCCCUUCCUCGUCAGAUUGGUAUACGCUUUCAAGGACAACUCAAACCUCUACAUGGUGAUGGAAUAUGUGCCUGGUGGAGAAAUGUUCUCACACCUCAGACGCACUGGAAGGUUCAGUGAACACCAUGCAAGAUUUUAUGCAGCUCAGAUAGUGCUCACCUUCGAGUACCUUCACUCCUUAGACCUCAUCUACAGAGACCUGAAGCCUGAAAACCUUCUCAUAGACCAACAUGGAUAUAUUCAGGUCACAGACUUUGGAUUUGCCAAACGAGUAAAAGGCAGGACCUGGACAUUGUGUGGGACUCCUGAAUAUCUGGCUCCAGAGAUCAUCCUCAGCAAGGGCUACAACAAAGCUGUGGACUGGUGGGCACUUGGAGUUCUUAUCUAUGAGAUGGCUGCUGGUUAUCCUCCUUUUUUCGCUGAUCAGCCCAUCCAGAUCUAUGAAAAGAUUGUAUCUGGCAAGGUACGAUUUCCCUCUCACUUUAGCUCUGACCUGAAGGACCUGCUGAGGAACCUGCUCCAGGUAGACCUGACAAAGAGAUUUGGGAACCUGAAGAAUGGUGUGAAUGACAUAAAAAACCACAAGUGGUUUUCCACAACAGACUGGAUCGCCAUCUAUGAGCGAAAAGUUGAAGCCCCCUUCCUGCCAAAGUGCAGAGGACCAGGGGACACGAGCAACUUUGAUGACUACGAAGAGGAGGACAUUCGUGUCUCACAAACAGAAAAGUGUGCAAAAGAGUUCGCUGACUUCUAGUGAACGGACAAGAGUCCCAUCAGGGCUCUGGUGUUUUGGGAAAUUUGCACUCUGUUGAGGGUUAAGGUGGAACUGAGGCCAUUGCGUGCUCAAAACAAAUGCCUAGUUCCUUCAUUCCACACAGCUGAAUGAGGUCCUUUUUGCCAUGAUCCUGUGUGCAGUUAGCACUGAUCUACUCACAGGCACAUUAUGCAGACGCUCCUUGUGCUGCAACACAAAGUACUCGACCACGUCUUCAUAGUUUGUCAUUUUUUUCUUUGUUUACCACUAUUGAAUAUUCCUCCUCCUUUAGUAAGUCCUUGUUUUAAAAGCAACGAAAAGCUAACAUUACUCGCAUUUUCAAGCAGCACAAAGAGUCAUCGUAUUAGCUGGCAUUGCACAUAUUGUGAUUUAAGCGUAGGGAAAAUUAAAAGAUUUUUUUAAGGUUUUUUUUUUGUUUGUUUGUUUUCUGUUAUAUGUUACAUGCUUGAGUGUUUUUAGGGUUUGGUUUAGUAUUCAUUAAUCAAGACUGCAACCAUUAUUCAUCAUUCUGGUGUUUUUAAGACCUGAAAUCAUGUAUUUGUUCCUUUAGAAAUAGAAAUACAUAAGACAUACUGUUUUCAAGACUUUUUUUUAAGCAUGACCAAAAGUAAAAUAAAGAUUUUGUUCAGUAAAGGAACAGAAAUACUGAUGACAGAAUUUCUCAGUUAUAGCACUCCAGCAUGAGUUUAUCAAAGAGAUGGAUUCAGUGACAAAAGAAGCAGAAAGGUGUGAGUGCUGUGAAAAUGAAUCAGUUGUAGCAUUCAUUAGUCAUAUCUGGUCACAGGGCAUUUCCUUUUUACCUCAGUGUUGGUGUGUCGUCUAGUUAGUGGGAUGAAAUGAUAUAUUUUUCAGGUACAACUCUGUUUCACGUUGAAGGAAUCUGAGGAUGUUUGUGUGUGUCCGCACACAACAAAUCAUAUGUUUUUGGUACAUUUAUACACGUGCAUUGACAUGGCAUUAUUCAAGAGCUGAUAGGUCAGUUGGUUAGAUUAUCAUGAAGGCUUAGCAUGGAUGUGAAGCAGUGUUAGUCUUUGUUUUUUGUUUUUGUUUUUUUACUGCUGUUUGAGCAGAGCACUCGGCAUAUGUUGAGCAUCUGCCAUAUUUUUUUUUUUGUUUUGUUUUUUACUUUUGCAUGUUUGUUUGUACAGCAGUGUGACCACAAGCUGAUGAUUUCCCCAUCUUUUUUGUUUCUUUCUUUGUUCUGCUGAAUCUGUAUCACAGCCUGGAACAUUGAAGUAGUAGAUAAGUGAUUUCUUUCUGGUGACAUAAUUCUAUUAAAAUCAGGGCCAAGUCAUUUCUUUGUACUAACAGCAGAAAACUCAAAUAUAACCUCAAAGUAUUCCUUCUACUUUGUUAGUACUGCUUGCUGUACUUGUAACACAUGCUCGCUGCAUCAUUUUCUUACCCAGUUGCACACUGUGACGGAACAACAUUUACUCAUUCUGCUUUGCAAAGCUGAGUAGGUCAGCUGGAGAUUGCUAAUGGACAGAAAUUAUGAUUUUUUUUAAAGGGAUUAAGGUCAAUAUCUGACUUUUUAAUAUAAGCCACUCUUCAUAAGGUGUUGUCUUUGUAUAUUUGAUGCACAUUUUCUCCCAUUGGAGACAUGCAGGUUUAUGAGGGAUCUAUCCACGUUAGACAACAUUUAAGGCCCAUUAGUUCUCACGUUUUGCCUGCCCUUGCUGCUAAAUGUCAUGUCUGCCUCAAAAUCCUCUGCAGCUUCACAGGUCAAAAUGUUGUAUCUUAAAAAAUGUAUAUCAGAGGUUGAGUACCUACAAGGCCACGGAGUCCUCUUGGUGGUUUUUCUUUCUUCCAGAUGGCAGAACUCAUCUGCCUUUGUAAACUAUGCUUUUACUCCUAUAGAUGGAGGUUUGUUUCUGCCUGCUGUCCCCAGAGAAGUCAGAGUUUGAGGUCAUUUCUGCUGGUUGGUCUCUCAGGGCUGUGGAGAAAUAACAGUUUUUCAUUACACACUGAAUCUGAAAGAAAAAUGCACUCUUGUCAGAAGUUUUAAUCUUUAAUUGACAUGAUGAUUGAGUCUUUGGAUAUGAAAGGAAAAGCAAUUUAAUCAAGUUCAACAAUCUUCGACAACCAAAUGUGAAAGGUUUGGGGAAUCUAUGAUUUGCCUGAAUUGGUACAUUUUCUCAGUCUGAGCACAUUAUGUUACAUUUUAUUUAGUUCAAAUUUUAUUUCAAAGGCACAAAUCUUUCUUAUGCUGUUUUUAUUUAUAUUUAGAAAUGUCUAAAAUGAUAACAUUUGUAUGUUUUAACUUGUGUAGCUCAGUAUAAAUGGGAAUUAAACUAUUUUCAAAAGUGUUAGAAACACUGAAUAUAUUGGACUAUUUAUUUUUUGUAUGGUUUUUCUUUCGCCCUUAUAGGAAUAAAACAUUUAUAGUUAAUGCACACUGAGACCUCUUAUGCCUGUUUAAAAUUAUUUCUUGUUUUAUGUGUUUUUUGUAAAGUUUUUUUUUCUGUAAAAAAAAGUUUUAUUGAAGGAGAUUUAGAAUUAUUUUUCUCAAUUUAAAGGGUGAACAGAUGGUUAUUCUCAGUCACAAUCUUUUUUUUUUUUUUUUUUUUUUUUUCUUUUCUUUUUUGGACCAGUUUUUAAAACUACACCUGGGAAAUAAAGCAUGUCUCUGUACAAACUGCCUGUGUGUAAAUCUUCCCAGAAAAUGUCUUGGAGAUCCACAGCUAUUCAUCUGUUCGCCCUCUUCCAUAUGUGUAAUGUUUAAUGUAAAUGAUGGCACCUUUCCCUGAGCCACUUCACACUUCCGACUGAAGGAAAUCAGUUUAUGAGUUUUUGUAGCUAGUCACACUUGCCAGUAUGGGAUCAAUAAUCUGAAAUGUGUCUGUAUUUAGUUUGUGGAAUUACUGCACAUCAUUUAGAAGGCUGACACGUUUUUUCCCACCCAUAUUUACUUGUGUUUGCAAGGGAAAUAUACUUUGCUGUAGCAGAUUUUAUGUAACAAAGGAUAUGUCACAAUAAUAAAUUCUUUUUAUGAAAA